GCGGGGCGGGGGCGCAGCAAGUGCAUCCGAGCGAGCGGAGACUAGCGCACCGGCGUCGGUGGCGAGGGUGGUGCAGAGGAGCCCGGCUGGGCGGAGGGAGGAAGGAUGGGUGCGGGUAACUUUUUGACCGCCUUGGAAGUACCAGUAGCCGCGCUCGCAGGGGCUGCCUCCGACCGCCGGGCGAGCUGCGAGCGAGUGAGCCCGCCAGCGCCCCUCCCCCACUUCCGCCUCCCGCCUCUUCCUCGUUCCCGGCUCCCAGGGCCCGUGUCCAGGCUGGAGCCAGGGGCCCCACUGCUGGGAUGCUGGCUGCAGUGGGGCGCCCCAAGCCCAGGUCCCCUCUGUCUUCUCUUUCGACUUUGCAACUGUACUUGUUUUGCUCCUCUACCCGCAGGAGCUGACAUGGACCCAAAUCCUCGGGCCGCCCUGGAGCGCCAGCAGCUCCGCCUUCGGGAGCGGCAAAAAUUCUUCGAGGACAUUUUACAGCCAGAGACAGAGUUUGUCUUUCCUCUGUCCCAUCUGCAUCUCGAGUCGCAGAGACCCCCCAUAGGUAGUAUCUCAUCCAUGGAAGUGAAUGUGGACACACUGGAGCAAGUAGAACUUAUUGACCUUGGGGACCCGGAUGGAGCAGAUGUGUUCUUGCCUUGCGAAGAUCCUCCACCAACCCCCCAGUCGUCUGGGGUGGACAACCAUUUGGAGGAGCUGAGCCUGCCGGUGCCUACAUCAGACAGGACCACAUCUAGGACCUCCUCCUCCUCCUCCUCCGACUCCUCCACCAACCUGCGUAGCCCAAAUCCAAGUGAUGAUGGAGCAGACACGCCCUUGGCACAGUCGGAUGAAGAGGAGGAAAGGGGUGAUGGAGGGGCAGAGCCUGGAGCCUGCAGCUAGCAGUGGGCCCCUGCCUACAGACUGACCACGCUGGCUAUUCUCCACAUGAGACCACAGGCCCAGCCAGAGCCUGUCGGGAGAAGACCAGACUCUUUACUUGCAGUAGGCACCAGAGGUGGGAAGGAUGGUGGGAUUGUGUACCUUUCUAAGAAUUAACCCUCUCCUGCUUUACUGCUAAUUUUUUCCUGCUGCAACCCUCUCACCAGUUUUUGGCUUACUCCUGAGAUAUGAUUUGCAAAUGAGGAGAGAGAAGAUGAGGUUGGACAAGAUGCCACUGCUUUUCUUAGCACUCUUCCCUCCCCUAAACCAUCCCGUAGUCUUCUAAUACAGUCUCUCAGACAAGUGUCUCUAGAUGGAUGUGAACUCCUUAACUCAUCAAGUAAGGUGGUACUCAAGCCAUGCUGCCUCCUUACAUCCUUUUUGGAACAGAGCACGGUAUAAAUAAUAAACUAAUAAUAAUAUGCCAA
Molecule: messenger RNA, 1352 nt
Organism: Gorilla gorilla gorilla (western lowland gorilla)
Lineage: Eukaryota; Metazoa; Chordata; Mammalia; Primates; Hominidae
Gene: DBNDD2
Product: dysbindin domain containing 2
Exons: 4
Coding region: 106-885 (259 amino acids)
Biological process (GO): negative regulation of protein kinase activity
Cellular component (GO): cytoplasm
Source: RefSeq, a predicted model, not a curated record